This is a messenger RNA of Monopterus albus (swamp eel), 5030 nucleotides long. Its product is annotated as RNA-binding motif, single-stranded-interacting protein 2-like. The transcript has 15 exons. NCBI's taxonomy places the organism in Eukaryota, Metazoa, Chordata, Actinopteri, Synbranchiformes, Synbranchidae. The record is from RefSeq and is a predicted model, not a curated record. Gene Ontology annotation, molecular function: RNA binding. Bases 65 to 1264 code for a protein of 399 amino acids.
CAGCUGCUGACGUCAGCUGGCAGCCUGGGCUGUGCUCGCUGCUCCGGACAUAGCACCGAGAAAAAUGCUGCUCUCCGUACCGCCAAGGGCAGGAAUCAACCCAUACAACGGCUAUAACAGCAGAAACAGCAAAAAGCAGGCCUAUGUGUCCUCCGGCCACCAGAUGGCACCCCCCAGUCCCAACACAAACAGUAGCAGCAACAGCAGUGGCGGCGGAGGGGAACAACUGAGUAAAACAAACUUGUACAUCCGCGGCCUCCAUCCAGGGACCACGGACCAAGACCUGGUCAAGAUUUGCCAACCAUAUGGCAAGAUUGUGUCGACCAAAGCCAUCUUGGAUAAAACCACCAAUAAAUGUAAAGGGUAUGGCUUUGUGGACUUUGACAGUCCAGCAGCAGCACAGAAAGCUGUUACAGCUCUUAAAUCCAGUGGGGUCCAGGCUCAGAUGGCCAAACAACAGGAGCAGGACCCCACCAACCUCUACAUCUCCAACCUGCCAGUGUCUAUGGAUGAGCAAGAGCUGGAGAGCAUGCUCAAGUCCUUUGGCCAGGUCAUUUCUACACGCAUCCUGCGAGAUGCCAAUGGGACCAGCCGCGGUGUGGGAUUUGCCAGAAUGGAAUCUACGGAGAAAUGCGAAGCCAUAAUUCAGCAUUUCAAUGGGAAAUUCAUCAAAACUCCACCAGGUGUGCCUGUGCCCACAGAGCCCUUAUUAUGUAAGUUUGCAGAUGGAGGUCAGAAGAAAAGGCAGAACCAGGGGAAGUACCUCCAGAAUGGAAGGCCCUGGGCGAGAGAGGGAGACACGGGAGCAAUGACGCUUACGUAUGACCCCACAGCCUUACAAAAUGGCUUCUACUCCUCACCCUACAGUCUGGCUCCAAACCGAAUGAUUGCCCAGACUUCGUUGUCACCCUACAUGCAUUCGCCUGUUUCAUCCUAUCAGGUACACAGCCCGUCUUGGAUGCACCAUCAGUCAUACCUCAUGCAGCCAGCUGGUACAGUUCUUACCCCAACAAUGGAUCAUGCCAUGUCCAUCCAGCCCACGUCCAUGAUGGGACCUCUCACCCAGCAGCUAGGCCACCUGUCCCUGGGCAGCACGGGAACAUAUAUUCCGGCCAACACAACUAUGCAGGGGACCUACAUCCCCCAGUACACCCCAGUGCCUCCCUCCAGUGUCCCAGUAGAGGAAAAUGGUGGUCAACAGCAGCAGGUUGCCAUGGAGACUCCCGCAGAACACACAAACUACUCGUACCAACACACUAAGUGAAGCUAAGAUGGGGCCGAGGGCACGCGAUGAAUCCAGCCAAGCAGGAUUCAACUGGAAGAGAUGUGUGCUCCAUACCAUCACUAAGCACCCGGACUUGAACGUAAAAAACAAAAGGAACAUGUGUUUGUCUGUGUGUAUUCAUUUUGUGUGUGAGUGUGUGGGCGCUUGCCUGAAUGUAUGUCUGUUUUUUGUUUGUUUGUUUGUUUUUGUUUGUUUUUUUCUUUUUAUGAAAAAGGACAACAGUUGCAUCAUUGGAGUUUUCUCCUCAAGAGUUGCUCAACCAAAGGUGGGAAUCUUCUUCAGAAAAGCUUUGAUCUAUUUUGAUAACUGAAAAAGGAACAUAACAAGAAGUUUUAAAAAAGACAAAGAAAAAACUUAAGGGAGGAGGAAAAGACACAGAGCAUUAUUUUUGUGCGCGUAAUAUAACAAAUUCUUAUUUUUAAAAAAAAAAGCAUUCUGGAUGUUUCAGAGUGAUUCAAGGAAGUGUUUAAACACAAUGUGUCUUUUAUUUUUUUGUAAAAUAUGCAAACUUUUAUUUUUAUUUCCUGAUGUCUGUUGUUUGACAUUCUAUUUGCAGCAGCGGGAGCAAAUAUUUGUACAGAUAUAAUCACUUGCAUUCACUUUUGCUGGUCUGAUGUGUUGAGUCAUUGUUAACCGUGGGAGACAAACCGUUUAAAGCUACUUCUUCCUGUAAUUGCUGCGGAGAUUUCUAUUCUUGCACACCAGAUUUUCCCACCGGGGAUUAAUAAAGAACUUUAUCUAGUUACGAUAAGAACAUUGACUGGUUAUACUUUAGUCAAAUUAAUAGUUUGAAACCAUUAUUUGAACAAAAGACAAUCAUUUCUAUUUAUAUUUGAAUUAUAGUUCUACUUUUUUAGAGUUUUUAGAUCAUUGAGACACAUUUAUAUGAAAAGUUAAUACUGUAGAUGAGAUCAAAUGGGAUCUCAUGGCUCUUAAUCCCACACAUUAAUGAUAAGCUCUAAUAUCAAGGCUCAUGUAAGUCACUGUUUUUUCAUGGCUGAACAUUCGGUUCAGUUCAAGCCCUGUACCCACCAUCAAAAUCAGCCCUGUCCAUACUAACGGGUCACCCAUGUUACAUCCACGUUCCUGAGAAGUGGUUUUAAGCGGUUUUUGUUGUGGCAAACCUUCAGGUAUCACUAAAAUCAUCCUGUGUCUUAGGGAUGACGUGAGCAUGCUUUAGAUCUGAACGGUUAGACAUGUGUACAAAGAAGAGUGCAGUUACUAAAUUAAGAUGUAGUUUAGCAAAAGCAAUGAGGAAAAUCAAGUAGAAGACUAACAAAAUCCCUGAAUUUAAAAGGAAAAGGAGCUGUAAGUCUUUUUUCAAUGCUGCUGUUGUCGCCCAAGUUUGAUUGUCAGUGAUUUUUGGUUUGUAGAAAGUUAAAUGUCUUGUUUGUUUCUUUUGUCAGUCACUUGAAAACCUUUGAGCUAAUUUGCCUUAUUUUGAGGAGUUUAUCUUUUAAGUAGAUUAGAUUUUAGUUGUAGAUGUUAGGUCUUCCUAGCUGGUAGAUGUUAGUGUUUUCUGCAUAGGGACUGAUGUUGUUUUCUUGUGCACAUCAAGUUUUUGUUUUUCAGAUGAAUUUCCGUUCCAAACCUUGUGUCGUCUGUCCUGAUCCUGCAUCAGGCCUGUUUGUAGAAAGCCCUGUCAGAGCAGAGAGCUGAAUCAAACGAUGACGUCAUUUAGUGCUGAUCCAAAAGAUUCAUACUGAUGCUGCAUCAGUGUUGUGGCUCAAAGAGGGUUCGUACAUAUGAGCCCGGGUAUGUGUCGGUCAGCGUGUUGAGUGGAGCUCAUGUCACAAACAAUCCAUCCAAAUAUUCUGAACUUUAAUUUAUACAGACAUCAAAAACUGUAGAUAUGUAGAUAAUAGAAAUAAUGGUUUUACAAAGGACUGGCUCACUAAACCAUGGAAGUGCCAUUUAAAGACAAUUCUUACAGCCUUUAGUGAGACAGCAAAUCUGAAUGAAUUUGUGAGUGAUCCAAAAUUCAGCAAAAACUGUUUUUAGCUAAGCCUUAAUGUUGUUUCUCUGGAUGAACUGCCUGAUCUCUCACAGGACUGACACUAAGUUGUAUAUACUAUAGAAGUGGCAGCAGGCUUGUUUGAACGCCAUCCAGUUCGCCGUCAUGUCAGUCAAGUCAGCUGUAGGGUUACAAGGAGCGUCUCUUCCUGUUCUUCAGCCAUUCAUGUUUGAAUACAAUGAAAAACACAGUGUCUUUCUGAAGUCUCGCAGUUUGAAGAUUCUCUUUUGUCUUUGUAUUUUUUCACACGUUAUGAUUUGCUGUGCUUUUUUUUUCUGUCAUUCAUUUCUGCAACCAAAGAUGUUGUAGUCACCCAUCUUUUAGCUCUGUGUCGCAGAUAGGCUGCUCUCAUCCGCAUACGAUCAUCUGUUGGGUAGCUGGAUAAAAUGCCUUUUCUUCCCUUCUGACAGAAAGAUCACAGUAAAGGUGUUUACAUGCACACAAAAUAUUCCAUGUUUGCAAGAACCUUUUUUGCUGGAACUGUCAUAUGAAGUACAUGUAUCAAAAUAGUUCAUCUGAUUUUCUAAAUAAACAGCUUUAUCAGAUUUUGUUACAUGCACUCAGUAAACUGAGUUUUCCCUCAGUAAAAGUCAGAGUGUUGUUGUGCAUGCAAUCAUGCUCAUUCUGAACUUUACCGGCGCAAAGACACCCAGCCUGUAUGAUGGUGAGAGUUUUCAGACCCGAGAGCUAAUUUGUAAAUAGUCAUUCUUUCUCUUUCCACUUGCUUCUUGUCUGCUUUUGUGAUUUUUGUUAUGAUUUAUGACCUGUCCAGAUAACACAGCAAGUUUUCCAAUUCAGUGCACCAUGAAGGAAAAUGUCAUGGACAUUGUUUAUAUGUUCAGAGAAAUUAUAUUCCAUGUAUUAGCCAUCACUUUUAAUACAAAACCAGGAUUUUGGAACUAUGAAAUGACCACUUGUUACAAUACAGUGUUUUUUAAUGUUUUUUUUUUUUUUACAAACUUGUCAGCAGAGUUAAUAUAAUAGAAAAUUGUGGUGCUCCGAAAUGGAUUUGCAUCAUGAAAAUUAUAGAAGUUAAAUUGUAGGAAUACUAAAAUCAGUGGUGUGCUAUACAGACAGUAAACAAUAUUUCAAAGAAAUAUUUGCACUUAUUUUUAGUCCACACCAAUUCGAAAUUGUUCUCUUUGUCCACUCAAAUGUAGAUUUAAUGGCUUGUUUCAUAGAUUCAAAAUGUUUUGCUGCUAAAACAGGAUUUCCAAACAGAGGGUUAGAUGUAGCCCAGUCUGGAUUUUCAAAAUGUGUUCUUUUAUUUUAAUUUGGUUGAUACUAGUGCCCUCAGUUUUUUUUAUUUUAGAUCACUUUGUAAUACUACUAUUUAUUAAAUAGCUAAUGCUAAUAAAUAGCUAAUGGGUAGUUUGAAUUGUUGUAUUUUACACAACUCAGAAAUGUGUUCCUGAAAUGACAUUUCUGAACAAGAAAUACUAAAAACCUGUCUUGUUGCUCGACACUGUAUGAACCGAGUUUGUGUGAAUUACAGUCAUUUUGAAAAUGCAGUGGGCUCAUCUCACUUCCUGCUUGUGAACAGUUUUUUUUUUAUUUAUACAAGAACUCAUUUUGUACAGUUUUGUUAGAGGAAAAAGGUUAUAAUAUUUGGUUAUUUUGCAAAGCCAACUGGCUACUUUUGUCUUCCUGUGCCAGAGUUGCUAAAAUUGUCUGUAACUUUUGUGUGUGUGUGUGCGUGUGGCUUUUUUUGUUUGUUUGUUUUGUUUUGGA